Molecule: messenger RNA, 2874 nt
Organism: Orbicella faveolata
Lineage: Eukaryota; Metazoa; Cnidaria; Anthozoa; Scleractinia; Merulinidae
Biological process (GO): cell surface receptor signaling pathway; G protein-coupled receptor signaling pathway
Cellular component (GO): membrane
Molecular function (GO): G protein-coupled receptor activity
Source: RefSeq, a predicted model, not a curated record
ACCCUGGUCUCCGAGGUCAAUAGUAUAAAACAAUUAAUCCUGCUAACGACUUAAAUGCUAAUUCCAGGGAGCAACAUGAAAAGGAUGCGCCGAGAUAUCAACCCAGCUUCACUGAAUGAUCAGAAUCGAGAUCACCUGAACAGCGUUAAUGAUACCGAUAACAACGUGAACGGUACCGAUAACAACAUGAACAGUACUGAUGACAAUGUGAACAGUACCGAUAACAACAUCAACAGUAUCGAUAACAACUUGAACAGUACCGAUAUCAACGUGAACGGUACCGAUGACAACGUGAACGGUACCGAUAACAUAACAUCAAGUGUUCCCCUACAAUCUUCUGCACCAACGAUGCUAACUUUGUGGACUAACAAAGAUGUAAACAUCACCUUGUACUGUCAAAGUUACUGGCUUUCCUGCAGAGGGCGGUGCACGCAAGAAAGAAAACUGGGAGGAACAGAACAACGGCUUCAGUGUUUCUGUGACAGAAGCUGUGAGUUUUUCAGAGACUGCUGCGCGGACUUUGACCAAUUUUGUUCCUCAUCCGGGAUAUCACCACAAGGUACGGCGAACCCGGAUGGCAGUGGUCUGUGGGAAUGUGUCUCUAGUUAUAACUCUUUCACCAAAGUCGCUGGUGUGUGGAUGAUUUCCUCGUGUCCUAGAAAUGUGACUCAAGUUGAUAUUAAGGAAAACUGCAGUAAAGAUUUACUUCCUUCGUUCGAUAAUUUUAAGGACAACGUGCCUGUUAUCGACCGAACAGGAAAAACGUAUAAAAAUCGUUACUGUGCUCAAUGUCAUGGUUUCAAUCUAACCGAGCUGAAGUUUUAUAAUUUUCAACUCGACUGCGAUGUUCCAGUGCCAAAAGAGUACAAAAGAAAAGAAAUAUUGAGCUUUCUUUCCACUUUCUGCGAUCGUCCUUUCUGGAAACCUCCGGAAGGAGCGACCCGCAGAUAUUGUCACAGUUUGGAGCCUAAUAAUUACUGCAGCGACAUUUCUCUUCCUUCAAAAGUGCAGCAAAAAUGUCUUAACGGAUCUCUGAGGCUUGUGUACCAAACUGCUGGUUUUGAACUGAAAACAUUUUUCAAUCCAUACUGUGCCCUUUGCAGUUUCGUGAAAAACUUUACCUGUGGACCAGGACCUUAUCCUUCCAGUACCGAUGGGAACCUCGCAAAACCCUUUUCUCUUGUUUUAAAUCUUGACUUUUCGAAAGAAGAGCACCGCGGGAGUGAAACGUCGGAAGUACGUGGACUUAAGGUUACUUGUCUUGAGCAAGGCUACGUUUAUGAUUUUUAUCUUGAAGCGUGCCGUCCUGGCAUCAAACCAUCUGAUGCAACUGCUGCCCGUCAAAAAAUGUUUAUUGUCAGUGUUUGGAUGCGUUCCGGGAUCCCGUCAUCUUGGCUUCCUCUGAUAACUGAGGUGAACUUUCAAGAAGCCAUAGCGAAUGAGUUAAACAUAAACAAAACAUUAAUUUCCAAUAUCUCUAUUGGAAAUCCGUUUGGUCCUGUGUCGACUGUGGUAUUCAACAUCAAUAUGAACCCCACGAUACAGAAGAACUUCUCUACUCAAUCUCUCCAAACGACCAUGAAUUCUCUUUCCAUUACUCUAAACUGUGCAAACUUUACUUUCUUUAAGGUCACUGUGAAACUUUUUCACUGUGCUAAAAUUGAAACUUUCAACGCAGAUGAAUACCACUUUCAAAGAAACGCAGUAAAAAUCAACAAUACAGGAGAAAUAUAUCAAGAGGUCGACUAUUACACGAACGAAACGGAAUGGAAAAACGGAUCACUAGUUCCUGUCGGUGUUCUUACAGUCUGCAAACAGCCGCGGUUAAAUUGUUCUGGGGUUUUAAUUCGAUUAACUGAAGACGAGUACGUUUUCUUAACAAAUGGCUCACUCUAUCGAAACGUUUCCCGAGAACUCUUGGAACAGGAAAGUUUUCUCUGGAUCAAUGAUACCAUUUGGGUAUGCACACAGUUUUCUUCUCAUAACAAAUCAUCAAUGAGCGUUGGUCCCCCAAGGAAAACAGAUAGUAACACUGUCUUGGUGGUCCUUACCUAUGGUGGACUUUCUCUGUCCAUUAUAAGCUUUGUUUUAGUCUUGUUGACUUAUUCAUUAUUUAAGGAACUUCGUACUGUACCCGGUAUUAAUCUCAUGAAUCUCUCUUUGUCACAAUUACUGGUAGAUUUGGUUUUUCUUGCAACAGGCUAUGUUGAGGCCAAAUUUGCAUGUAUAAUUAUCGCCAUUUUGUUGCACUACUUUUUCCUAGUUUCUUUCACGUGGAUGUCAGUCAUCUCCUUUGAAACUUGGAAGAUAUUUUCCAAAACCCGCAUCCAACACAGGAAACCAAGCAGGAAGAAAAAGCGUUGUAAGUUAUUGCAAAGGGCAAUGAUUGGCUGGCUUCCCGCUUUUGUAUUUGUUGUCACGUGUGUUGCUCUUGACCAGACCAACGCGGUUGCUUUUCACUAUGGCGGUAUUAAGGGGUGUUGGAUAAACAACUCAUCUGCAAAUUUGUUUUUCUUUGUUUUACCAGUUGCUUUUUCUAUUUCUUUCAACGCGGUAUGUUUUUCUUUAACUGUAAGAGCUAUCUGGAAAACGAACAAGCAGGCGCAAAGAGCAACACAUGAAGCGGUGAAACGUAAAACUGCCGUGGUGUUUUUAAAGAUCUUCAUCUUGAUGGGCUUUACUUGGAUAUUCGGAUUUUUACAGGUUCUGGUUUCUGAUUUUUUUGAAUACCCGUUUAUCAUAUUCGCCACUCUUCAAGGACUGUACGUAGCGCUGGCAUUUGUGUUUACAUCGAGAGUCAAACAAAUGUAUCACACUCUCUUGUGUAAUAUAAAGACUAAUUCAGCUAGGGAAAGCAGAGAUACGCGACUAUGA